GGGACUGUACGGAUCACACCGGUUUCCGUCCCCAACAAAUAAUCGGAACUUAAUCGUUAUUCAGUCAGCACCUUUAUUAAGUAUUUCCUUCAAAUUCAAGCUUCCAAGGUCUAAGACUGGCUCUAAUUACGUUAAGAGCGGACAGAGGAUGUCUCGGGGUGAGACAGAAAUCAUGGAUGUGCCACAGGAGGGACAGGCGAGAGACGCGGGCCAGGAUGUGCCUCCGAACGUGGACAGCGCUGAGGAUCCCAGCGCAGAACCAGAGGAAACCAGAACUACAGAGGACCACACAGAAUCUCCCUCAGAGGAGGCCCCGAGCUCUGACAGAAUGGGUCACGAGAGCACUGAUCACUCUUUGACUGAAGAUGUCUCGGCCAAUGAGAAGUGCUGUCUCAUUCCUCAACAUGCGUCAACACCCAAUCACAUAGUGAGGACAGAUGCACCUACCAGGAAGAGCCCUGCGCCUGGCCUGCAGAAUGGCCACACCCCUCCGAGGGGAGUCGCCAAUGGAGCCCUGCCCGUUUGCACUCCCCCGACCGUCUCCGGCGGCCACCCAGGGUGGCCCUCCGCGCAGUCUCCCAAAUCCAGCGCGCCCGUCCAUCCGGACAAGAAGCGGCUGCCAUCCACCUCCACCAACAGCCAGCACAGCCUCAAAACCACCGCUGCCCAGAUCCAGCAAGUGGCAGGAGACGACUGCUGCGUACAUUGUGUUCUGGCCUGCCUCUUCUGUGAGCUGCUGUCUCUGUGCUCUGUGCUGGCACAGUGCCUAGCCUGUGGGCGGGGCUGUGAGACAUUGUGCUGCUGUGGGGGCGGAGCCACAGGAGGCGUGGCCUGCGGAGAGGAAGCCUGCUCGGCCGGGUUGGAUUGUGGGAUGCUGGAAGACUGCUGCGAGUCCUCCGACUGUCUGGAGAUCUGUCUGGAGUGCUGCUCCAUCUGUUUCCCUGCUUAGGUCCAGUUUACAAUUUACAGAGCAGCAGCCAGUGAAGACCACAGCCCAGCCAAUGCUGAACGGAUCCAGAGGUCACAUGGUUGCUUUGUUGAAAAACAAUUAUUGGGUUAUUUUAGUCUUUUUGUAGUCUGUAUUUAUUCAGCAAAUCAUUUUGUUUCCUAUUUUGAGGAAUAAAUUAUGAUUUUACCCUGCUAUGGUGAUAGAUUGCCAUCUUACAACAUUUAUUCUGACAUAAUGAGCUUAGAGUUCUUCUUGGUCACCCACCCAAUCACCACUGCAGACACUGUUGCUAUGUUAAAGACCCUUACACACACAUAUUUUACCCAAUGAAAUGUUGGUUUACUGAAAGCCAAUCAAAUUAAACAAUGCCAAAUAUGGGAAUCAUAACUCAGUGUACACUGGAUCUACACGAGUCUGAAGCAACACUAAUAUGCAGGCCUUGGUUAAUCAAAAUUCACAUGCCAUACUGUACCUACCACUAUAGAAGUUGAAGCAGAGAGGCAAUUUUUAAGCAACAAAUGUGCCAACCAAGUAAAGUAAGCUAUUAACAAGGGCUCUGAGAGUCAGUCAGUCACAUGGACACAAAAUAAAUUAACCACGUCAGGAUGUUACCCCUACGUCAGUCAGCAGCAUGUCAGUUUACAGUAAUUGUUGAUUAACCUGAUAAUGCAAAUGAAAUCUCGUUUUACAUAAUUGUAUAUGAAUAAAACCAUUAUACUGAGAAUGAUUUUAUGAAGAAAAA
Messenger RNA from Megalops cyprinoides (Indo-Pacific tarpon), 1691 nucleotides. RefSeq lists its product as uncharacterized. Bases 149 to 949 code for a protein of 266 amino acids. The transcript has 5 exons. Lineage: Eukaryota; Metazoa; Chordata; Actinopteri; Elopiformes; Megalopidae. The record is from RefSeq and is a predicted model, not a curated record.